Molecule: messenger RNA, 1836 nt
Organism: Darwinula stevensoni
Lineage: Eukaryota; Metazoa; Arthropoda; Ostracoda; Podocopida; Darwinulidae
Source: the annotation of a GenBank genome assembly
UUUCUUUCAAGAUUCAUAUUGCCUUGCUUGAAGUUAUUGAUGUGCUAGGUUCAAACCUAGGUUUAUGCAUAAGAUGUUGGAAAACAUUGGUUGAAGUAGGUUUGGUGAACUUGAAUUAUUCAUGUAUCAUCUGGUUUCAUAUGGAUACACCAGCCAAUACUAUUCUCUUGUUCUCAGCUGUUUCCAUAUCUUUCUUAUUUCACUAGGUUUCAAAAGUGAAAAGCCUAUACUUGAAUUUGAGAGCUAAGAAAGAAUGGAACAAGGAAAGUCAUUGGGCGUGAAGGCAUUUUUGAAGAGAAGUGGAGAGACAACUGAAGUUCGUAGAUUCACAGUUGACCAGGAUGUUGCUGCCAACUAUGUAUAUUUGCAAGGAAAGGUUCGGGCUGUGUUCCCCUGCCUGCAACGCUCUGAUUUCACUGUGACAUGGAUUGACAAAGAAGGAGAUGACAUCACUAUUUCCUGUGAUGAGGAACUCCAAGAGGCCAUCAUGGAGACCAUGAAUGUGGGAGGGUCAGAAUUCUUCAAGCUGAAUGUUCAUGCAGAUGCAAAACCCACUCAAACCAAAGAUGGAGAAGUUCAUGAAGGUGUUGUUUGUGAUGGAUGUGAGGGCCCUGUGAAGGGUUUUCGUUACAAAUGCCUUCAGUGCCAUGAUUAUGACCUUUGUGGAGGCUGUGAGAUGACUGGAAAGAAGCAUGCUGCUCAUCAUAUGAUUCGGAUCCCUUCUCCUGAGGAUUGUCCAGGGCGAUGGGGUAGGGGGUGGCGGCGUCGCUUCCGACAUGCUCCCAUGUUUGGCUUCUGGGGUGAUCAUCAUGGCAGGGGUUUCCGUGGAGGCAGAAGGUGCAAUAUGCCACCACCACCUCCAAUCUGGGAAGGAGCAGGAGAGAUAGGACGCAUGGCCAAGGAAUUCACCCGUCAUCUGUGGUCUGCACUUGGUGGUUACCCAAUGCCUGAAGGAGAGGGAGAACAGCAAGGGAUUGAUACAGAAGUGGAUGUUGUGACUGGUGACAAGCUGAAACGAUGUGGCGGUCAAUGUCCGACUGCCAAAUCCUCUGCCUCAAAUGACCAAGAAAUGGAUGCUGAAUCUGGGGUAGAGAAGGACUCUGCUAGUGCUGCUCAAGGCGAGAAGGAAAAGGACAAGAAUGUGACUGAUGCUGGGGUGAGGGAUAAGUCUCCUGAUGAGAAGGAAUCUGGAUGGACCUUUGUCAGGAAGGAUGCUGAAGGUGAUGGAGGUGCUCGACCAAAGACCCCUCCUGGUGCAUCUGCUGAUCCUCAGCCGAGCAUCAGUGCCACAGACUCGACUAUUUAUCCCAGUCUUUCUGGGAUCCCAUUGCAGCCAUCCCACCCCAAUCCAAAGGUAGCCCACAGUCUUGGUCUGAUGUUGAUGAUGGGAUUCACCAACGAAGGUGGCUGGCUCACUCGACUGCUAGAAGAGAAAGAUGGAGACAUUGGCAAGGUUUUGGAUGUCAUUCAACCCUUCAAGAGGACUCCUGCUCCUCUCAUGUCUUUUGAUUAGAUUGGCUUGGAUGUGUAUUGUAUAUUGAAAUGGAUGACACCUUAUCCCAUGUACACUCCAUCUUUUAUCUUUCACUUUGUGAAUGUGUGUGAUAGAAGUCUGUGAUUGAAUGAAUCAUGAAUAAUUUCUUAUUUCAGGUUUUUUUUAAAGUUUUUUUGUUUUUCUUUAUAGAUUCCCACUGGCACAUAUCAGGAUAUGUUCCAGUUUAUAUAAAAUGUUGCACACUGUCUUCUUGUGUACCUGUAAUCUCAACUUGUCUACUGUAUUUUACUGGGGAAAUGACAUUGUAGAAGGAAUAAAGAUGGUGAAAGAUGCAGGACAAA